UCCUCAGUGUUUCAGCGUGACCUCUACUGCAGUUAAAAACACUAGUGUGCGGAGGCUGUGUUCAUUGAUUUUUGACGAUGUAACACAUCUUCAUGUUACGGUGAUAAGGUGAAGGAGAAACCCUUUCAUUUUGUAAACAUCGCACUAAGGGCUUAUGUGCUCCUCGCCGUUAGAUUCCCGACGAGGGCUGCUCGGUGUUGCCAGGGAAGAGUCCUUUUCAGCGGCACUGCAUAAACAUGGGUGUGAUUGGUGUGCAGCUGGUGGUUACCAUGGUAAUGGCCAGUGUAAUUCAAAAAAUCAUACCUCAUUAUUCCUUCGCAAGAUGGCUACUUUGCAGUGGCAGUCUGCGGUGGUAUCAGCACCCUACGGAAGAUGAGUUGAGGAGCUUAGCAGGGAAACAAAAAGGACAGAAGAGGAAAGACAGGAAAUAUAAUGGUCAUAUUGACAACAAGCCUUUAACAGUUCCAAAGGACAUAGACUUGCAGCUGGAGACUAAAUGUAUCACAGAAGUGGACACGUUAGCGUUGCACUACUUUCCAGAGUUCCAGUGGUUGGUGGAUUUCACGUUGGCGGCGACUCUGGUGUAUCUGAUUACGGAGGCGUACUACAGCUUGGCCCAGCCCUCUACGGAGAUGAACAUCAGUGUGGUGUGGUGCCUCCUCGUCCUCGCCUUUGUCAUUAAAACCCUCUUUUCAAUCACAACACACUACUUCAAAUUGGAAGAAGGAGGCGAGCGCUCUCUCUGUAUUACAUUUGGUUUCUUCUUCUUUGUUAAAGCGAUGGCCAUCCUCAUAGUUACUGAAAACUACUUGGAGUUUGGUCUGGAAACAGGUUUUGAAAACUUUUCUGACAGUGCUCUACGGUUCCUGGAGCAUCAGGGCUUGGACUCACAGGGUCCAAUAUCUAAACUCACAUUUAAACUCAUCUUGGCGCUGCUCUGCUCUCUAAUCGGAGCAUUCCUAACAUUUCCUGGUCUGCGUUUGGCUCAGAUGCACCUGGAUGCUCUCAAUUUGUCUCAUGACAAAUUUACACAGACUCUGCUUCAUAUCAACUUCUUAUCACCGCUCAUCAUGGUCUUAUUGUGGGUGAAGCCCAUAACGAAGGACUACAUAAUGAACCCCACUUUGGGAAAGGAGAAUGUGCCUUUAAUGACUGAGCAGGCGUUUGAUACUCUGAGACUGUGGGCCAUCAUUGGGCUCUGUGCUCUGCGGCUCGCUAUGAUGCGCCACCAUCUGCAGGCCUACCUCAACCUGGCCCAGAAAGGAGUGGAUCUGAUGAAGAAGGAAGCGGGCCGCAUCAGCACUGUGGAGCUGCAGAAGAUGGUUGCGCGUGUUUUUUACUACUUGUGUGUAAUCGCACUACAGUAUGUGGCUCCAUUAAUAAUGUUGCUCCAUACUACAUUGCUGCUAAAAACCUUAGGUGGACACUCGUGGGGGGUCUACGCUGAAGAGGAGCUGCCUUGCACCCAUGACUUGAACUCUGGUGCUGCUGUUUCGGCGGCUGCAGACCCCAUGGGGCCCACAGCGGACGCUGUGUUAGAGACUGGAGCUCGUGCCUCUGUAGUUCAGCUGUCUGUUGCUUUGGGAGGCUUGAGGACUGUGUUCAGCCCAUUGCUUUUCCGGGGCCUUUUCUCCUUCUUCACUUGGUGGAUCGCUGCCUGUCUGUUUUCCACAUCCCUCUUUGGGCUCUUUUACCAUCAGUACCUAAUGGCAGCAUAGCACCAGCAGCCUGAGGACAAUCCAAGACACAAAGGCUUGUAUUGGGGGCAGUGGAGACCAAAUAUUCAACCUUCAACUGCUUCACUGACCAAGACUGACCAUAUCACUGGACCCAUCGGUUCAACUACAGUGCUUCCUUCAGACUUGUUUUUAUGGCUGCUCCACAUCAUUUUGGAGUUUGAUUGAAAAUUUAUACAUUUACAAGUUAGAUUUACUGUAAGUCUCCGAAUGGUGCCAGUGGUUAUGGCACUGUUCCAAAAGUCAAGUUUUUAUUUGACAUCUUAAGUGCUGAAUGAAAUUAAUUAAUUGGUGUCAAACAUGCAAUUACUGUGUGAUUGGAAAUAAUUUAAUAUAACAUUGUUUCAAAAUAUGUUAGUUGAUUAUUUUUGACAUUUUUCAUCCUUUGUGUAUGCACAUUAUGGGACCAAAACAUUGGGAUAAUUAUUCUGGGACAUUAUAAAUUCUUAAUUGUAUUACCAAGUUUAUUUUGUAUAAUUUUUCACAUUUCGACUUUUAUCUGUCAAAUGAAAAAUUAGCACAGUGAGCAAGUGCCCUGUGGUCAAAGUCUAUUUAUCAAUCGCCUACAUGGUCAGAGAAUGGACUCCCAUUAGAGUAAACGGCCUCCAACGAGUGACUGAUCCUUGCCAUAUAUUGUGUUCUUAUAGAUUUCUGCAUUUGUAUGUGUAGAUUUACCUGAGCCAUUUGGAACAUAUUUGGAGAGGAGGAUUUAAACUCUUGAUUUAAAGGGAUAGCAGUGUUUAGGCUGGGGGCAUUGUCAACUUAAGAUGAUGUCCUACAUAUUGUGAAGUUAACGCCUUUUUAUUUUGACCCAGAAGUUGCUUUUUACAGCAGCUGUUUGAAUUAUGUUUUGUGAUUUUCAAAUGGUGCCAAGUGUGAAUGUUUGUCUGGAUUUUAAUGCGACUGUUGUCUCAGUUCUUUCAAUGUUUCAUGUUUUGUCAUACAGUACGCACACAAAGCCCAAUGUCUGCUCACGUGAAGAAUGUAAGACCAUAAGCUGAACAGACAUGGAUCAGGCUAAAAAAGACCACCUAGUCUUGCCCCGUAUGCAACAGACUGAUCUGAUGUUGUGACCCAAGCUAUCGAAACCAUCAUUUAUGUCUUUGGUAAUUUGAACAACAACUUAAACCUCAAUAUCAGCCUUUACUUCACAUCAACUGUCUCAAGAAAGGUUGUGGUGAACCAUCGUAACUGACUGCACACGCCAAACUAGAAGAGGAUGUUCAGGCAUACAUAUAUUUUUUCAAUAUGCAAAAUCAAAUGACAGGUUUCUACGUAAACUACAGGUUAAUUAUUUUAGUUGUUACAAUCUCCAUCCCUGUUGACGCAUAGGUCACACUUAUGGCAUCUGACAAUUUCUUUGCAUUUUUUUCAAUUAGUGACGACAUUCAACCAGUACAGCAGCACUGUAUCACAUUUCUAAGUCUUAUCUUGUUUGUAUGUCUGGGUAAUAUGCACAUAAUGAAUGUAUUAAUUCAAUCUAAUUUUUCAGAUUCUUUACAAUGUUAUGUUCAGCGUGUUGACCUGCACUUCCAACUCUCGUCUACUACCUGCUAAAUGUGUUCUAGGGAAUCUUUAUUGGAACAUGUGGGGCAUGAAAGCUUUUCUGAUGAUUUUGAUGUUUGUGUUGACCUUAAUCAUUUGUUACUGAUCCUUUUCUGAUUAACUUGUUUAAAUUAUUGGAGAAGUAGCUGGCAUACUUUGCCUUUAAUGGCCCAGCCGGGCGUAGAUCCGUUCAUCACCACAAAGUGUUUUUGUUCAUUGUUGAUUUCAUGAAGUAACACACUGUUCUCAUUUAUUUAUUUCUGUUUUAGACUUUUAAAUAAAUUAUCUUUUAAAUUACA
Periophthalmus magnuspinnatus is the source of this 3580-nucleotide messenger RNA. RefSeq names its product transmembrane protein 161B (gene tmem161b). The record is from RefSeq and is a predicted model, not a curated record. The coding region runs from base 237 to 1718 and encodes 493 amino acids. The transcript has 12 exons. NCBI's taxonomy places the organism in Eukaryota, Metazoa, Chordata, Actinopteri, Gobiiformes, Gobiidae.